Molecule: messenger RNA, 1984 nt
Organism: Aspergillus pseudonomiae
Lineage: Eukaryota; Fungi; Ascomycota; Eurotiomycetes; Eurotiales; Aspergillaceae
Product: cellulase family protein
Exons: 6
Coding region: 606-1856 (416 amino acids)
Molecular function (GO): hydrolase activity, hydrolyzing O-glycosyl compounds
Source: RefSeq, a predicted model, not a curated record
AUUCGAUCGUCCAGCAAAGGCUAUGUCAACUGAGUUGUACUGACAAGGUUCAUAAUAUGUGAACCUGACUUCAGUCACUGAAUGCAGCAAAGAUUGCUCGUGCGGUGGUAUCCAGAGGACACAGAAGUGAUCCACAAUGGGCCAUGUCCGAUGCGGUACAAGUACAGCCACCUCGAUGUUGUUUAUGUCUGAGACUGGAUCGUGAGAUGGCCCCGCAGUGGGUGGUGCUUUGUUUUACAUCAUCUUGCAUUAGCAAAACCUACCCCGACAAUUUGCGUGCUAUUUUUUAUCCAUGUUCCUCCGCGGAUAUUUGUCGCUGAUCUCGCACUUGGCGUUUUUCAGCCACUGGAAAUGUUGAUGAUGUGUGUUGCAUUUCACCAUCAUUUCUCCUACGGGAGGUGAUCGUCAGUACGCUCCGAUUAAAUGAUCGGAUAAUUUCCGGCUGGGAGGCCGGUUAUUUCUCUCAGCGUCCACGGUCUUGAUCCAAUGGACUGCUUCAACCUCUGGCACUCCACCCAAUCCAUGCUGGAGACAGGCUUUCGAAUAAAGAAUGAUAUAAGAGGCGCUUCAAGCCAUCACAAACGUCUUUUUCUUCGCCGCAAUACAUGCUCACCGAAAUGUAUUUCAACGUCCUACCCAUAUUGAUCGGGAUGGCAGUUCCCCAAAUUGCCUCUGCAGUUACCCCAGGCCCCCUUUCAACUUCUGGGCGUUGGAUCGUCGAUGCUACUGGACAGAAUGUGACUUUCGCCGGUGUCAACUGGCCAGGUGCUUCAGAAGCCAUGGUACCAGAAGGCCUGCAGUAUCAGUCCAUUGCGAAUAUCAUCGGCAAAAUCAAAACACUGGGGAUGAACGUCAUCCGCCUCACGUUUGCCAUCGAGAUGAUCGAUGAUAUCUUGGAGACAGGACGGGAUGUAUCUAUCAAAGAAUCACUCGUAAAGGCCCUGGGGGAGAAGAAUGGAACGGAAGUAUUUAGCAACAUUGUGCAGCACAAUCCGCAAUUUGGUGCCAAUACCACGAGGUUAGAAGUGUUUGACGCACUCGCAAACGAAUCACACCGGCAAGGGGUCUAUGUGCACUUGGACAACCACAUUUCUAAAGCCAUGUGGUGUUGUUCAGGGACCGACGGCAACACCUGGUUUGGAGACAAGUAUUUCGAUGUGGCGAAAUGGCACCGCGGGUGGCAGUACAUGGCUGAACAUGUCAAAUCUCUACCCGCUGUCAAAAGUGUCGGGAUGCGAAAUGAACUACGGAAAGCCGAGGAUAAUCCGGCCUUAGUCAACAGGACCUACAAUUGGCAGUACUGGUACCGCCAUAUGGUGGAGAAUGCAAACCAGAUCCAUGCGGCCAAUCCUAAUCUCUUGAUUUAUUUUUCAGGUCUUGACUAUGACACGAGACUCACCCCCAUACCCACCGGUGCGGAUCUUGGGAACGGCACUGCGUUUCAUAAGGACGACUUCGAAUACGCUAAUAAGAUUGUGCUCGAGCUGCAUAACUAUGAGCGCACCGCGACAAGCUGUGAGAACCUCAAGUCUAGUUUAUGGAAUGCCGGUUUCAAUGCCCUUGAUGCCCAGAACGCGAGCAUUGUGAAUAUCAUGCCGGUUCAGAUGACAGAGUUCGGUUUCCCACAGGACAACACCACAUAUACGGAUGUGUAUGCGUCCUGUCUGAGGGAAUGGCUGCCCAGUCUACAGACCGGAUGGAUGGUGUGGGUGAUUGCGGGAAGCUAUUAUAUUCGGAAAGGGAUUCAGGAUGAUGAUGAGCAAUGGGGACUCCUUGAUCAUUCUUGGUCGGAUUGGCGGUCGACCGAUGCAGUCACCAACGGCUUGAUACCCAUGGUGCAGGCGACCCUGGGAUAAUCGGGUAUGGUGCCGCAUGGGUUCUCCGGUUUUACCGAGCAGCAAUCAUUUCAAAGGACCAUGUGGAACAAUUAGAUGAUACACUCAAAUACUACUGCCCGAGCGACCGAAUGACAUGCAGUCCUUCC